Molecule: messenger RNA, 1799 nt
Organism: Bacillus rossius redtenbacheri
Lineage: Eukaryota; Metazoa; Arthropoda; Insecta; Phasmatodea; Bacillidae
Exons: 7
Coding region: 1-1203 (400 amino acids)
Source: RefSeq, a predicted model, not a curated record
AUGAGCUGGCUGCUGCCCCUCGUGCUGCCCCUCGUGCUGUCCUGCUGGUGCUGGCCCGAUGACGACCCGCUGCAGCCCGCGCCGGGCGACGAGGCCAACACCACGAGACUGGGCACGGCGGUGGGCGCCCCCUGCCAGGACUCCUGCGACAGCAGCCUGCCGCACGUGUUCUGCGACCACAUGACCGGCCUCUGCGAGUGCGAGAAGAAGUUCCCGGUGCGCCUGGGCGAGCACAAGGGCUGCGCCAAGCCCGUGCGCCUGGGAGACCAGUGCUUCUACCACGAGACGUGCAGCUUCACGGACCAGCACGCGCGCUGUCGCCAGAUCAGCCACAACGCCAUCUGCCAGUGCGAGCCGGGCUACCACACCGUGGCCUUGCAGCGGCCCACCAAGAAGAUAUUCUGCGCAGAAGACCUGGUGCUGCUGACGACGGACGUGCCCACGCUGUUCGGCGUGGCCACGGGACUGGCCAUCUUCACGGCGCUCAUCUGCUUCGUGCUGAAGCUGUUCAGCCGGGCGCGCUACUCGCGGCCGCGCCACUACGCCAACGCCAACCUCGCUCCCCCCAUCCUCUUCUCCAGCGAGACAGGCAUCCCGCUGGCGGUGCACGGCCGGCCCUCCUCGCGCGCCUCCAGCCAGCGCAGCGGCGGCACCUACACCUCGGGCUUCUCGCGCCGCCCCAGCAGCGCAGCCGCCAGCCGCGGGGUCCCCGUGCCCGCCUCGCGAGCAGGUGCGGCGCGCGCCGCCGCCAUCUUGCUAAUAUCGUGCCACCUCACUACCACCACGGCGUUCACUGCCCCUGACGACGACCCGCUCCAACAGGCCAGCGUCACUACUCCGCGCGCCGGCUCCCGCAGGCCGAGCCUGUCGUCCAUACACAGCAGCGCCUCGUCCUCGUCGCGCGGCUACAGCGCGCGCCGCUUCGAGCAGGAGAACCUGCAGCGCGAGCUGCGCCACCAGCAGCAGCGGCUGGAGGGGAUGGCGGCGGCGCUGCAGCCAGCCGGCGGCGGCGGGGACGUGCCUCCCGCCCCCACGCCCAGCCCGCGCACGCCCAUGUCCACCGACGAGCUGCUGCCCUCCGUCUGCGAGCUCAAGGAGGAGUGCAGCUCUAUAUCAACCUCAGGGCCAUCCAAUGGGCGAAGCAUCAACUCGGGCUACCAUGGAGAAAUUGGACCCUGCUCUUCCACAGACAUCACUCACUGAGGCAGACUCUGAAACUGGCAUCGUAAGUGCAACUGUGCAGUCGCAGAGCGGGCAAGGGCGCAGCAGCGAUAAUAAAUGUAAUUUUAAAAUGAAAUUAAAAUAUUUAAAAAUACGCGUGGAAAUACAUAUUUUCAAUUACUUAGAGAAAAAUAAAAGUUUUUUCUACAGCUUAUAAUCUGGAAAUUUAAAGUGAAAUGCCAGCAAUGUGCUAUGGGAGAGUGAGAGACAUCUGCAUUAUCAUAAUUUACAUACUUCGCUAACCAAUGUGCUCGCAAUUUCGACCAAAAACCCAUGUCCCCGAGUGCAUUCUCCUUGUGCUGCUUAAAAACAUUAACCAUGAGACGAUCGAGGUGUAACUGGACAUAUCGUAUUGCUAACAAAAAAAUAUUUUGUCUCUGCAAACAGAUUUUUUUAAAAGGCUAUUGCCUACAGUUUAACUGUGGUUUUCAUUACAAAAUAAUUGCUUCGAUGUUGUGGCCAGAACACUAAACUGUAUCAGAACUGUUUGUGACUGCAACUCAACACUGUUAUGUAACUUCAAAAUGUGAAUAAAAAAAGAAAUGUCAUGUUAACAUAAUUAUGGUUGGUUGUUAUAU